Molecule: messenger RNA, 2367 nt
Organism: Heteronotia binoei (common prickly gecko)
Lineage: Eukaryota; Metazoa; Chordata; Lepidosauria; Squamata; Gekkonidae
Product: asialoglycoprotein receptor 1-like
Exons: 9
Coding region: 203-1072 (289 amino acids)
Biological process (GO): biological process involved in interspecies interaction between organisms
Cellular component (GO): external side of plasma membrane
Molecular function (GO): fucose binding; D-mannose binding
Source: RefSeq, a predicted model, not a curated record
UUUUUGGAAAGUGUAAUGCAACAGUUCCCCGGGGAAGGGGGGGCGGGGGGGGGGCGGAAAUAGCCAGUGUUGACAGUACAAAGUUCACCGGAGGGGUAACAGCGCUGGCGUAAAAGAAGACGGGAACCAGCCGGCAGCACUUUGGAGCCCCACACUACAGGCGACAGGUCUUCUCCAGUCCCUUCCCAGACUCUGCGCCACAAUGUCGAAAGAGUAUCAGGACAUGGCCACAGUGGACGUUGAGGAGGAAAGCGAAACGUACAUCCGAGCCGCCCCCACAACGUUACCUCUGAGCCGGUCGUGGACCCAGCAGCUCUGCCCCAGGCGCAGUCUGGCUCUCAUCCUGCUGGGACUCAGCUUCAUGCUCACCAUCACAGCCAUUGUGUUCAAUGCUAACGGUAGCGCACGGGGCUCUCAGCUGCUGGGGAUCCAGGAGACGUUCCAGAAUGUCAAUCACAGCCUCACCGUGGAGAUGGCCACCUUUCAAAACAGGGAAAAAGGCACGGUGGCGAAAACAACACAGCUCGAGGGGUCCGUGAAAAAGAUGGCCGAGGAGACAGAGGCAGGCAGGAAGAGGCUCCUGGCCCAGGUGACGGGCGUGAAGGGCAACGUCAGAACCAUCCACUGCGAGGUGGAAGAUUUCCAGCAGCAGCGCACAGGGGCCCAGGUCUGCUGCCCCCCAGGCUGGGCUUCCUUCCGGACCAACUGUUACUGGGAUUCCAGAGCAGGGAAGUCAUGGGACGAGGCCAAGAAGGACUGUGAAGAUAAAGAUUCUCACCUGGUGAUCAUCAACUCCUAUGAGGAGCAACUGUUCGUGGCACAGCGUGUGAGGCCGUGGUUCACUUGGAUUGGCCUGACUGAUGCCAGCGGCAGCUGGAAGUGGGUCGACGGGACGCCGUACACCAUCCGCACCGAGGACUGGCGUGAAGAUCAGCCCGACAACUGGUACGGCCACGGACUCGGCGGAGGGGAAGAUUGCGCCCACUUCCACGACGACGGGCGCUGGAACGAUGACCACUGCUCCCGCACGUAUGGCUGGGUUUGUGAGAUGGAGGCAGACAGCAUGGCGUAAGGAGAGCCCUGCUGGAUCUGACCGGUGGGGAUCCAUUGGUCUCACGCAGCGGCCAGCCGGGUGCUCUGGAGGGCCAACGUCUGGGCCGAGAGGCCUAGGACUUUCCACCCGUUCCCCCCAAAACAGGGGCUCCAGCCCUGACGCAUUACGCUCACCUGUUUCCCCUUCCCUGAUGAAAGGGAAGUUUUGCUGUCCUGCACCCCAAGAGAAUCCUGAUGGCCAAACCCUUUAAGAACAUAAGAGAAGCCAUGUUGGAUCAGGACAAUAGCCCAUCCAGCCCAACACUCUGUGUCACACAGUGGCCAAUAUAUGUGUGCGUGGCUAAUAGCCACUGAUGGACCUCUGCUCCAUAUUUUUAUCCAAUCCCCUCUUAAAGCUGGCUAUGCUUGUAGCCGCUGCCACCUCCUGUGGCAAUAAAUUCCACAUGUUAAGCACCCUUUGGGUGAAGAAGGACUUCCUUUUAUCCAUUUUAACCUGACUUCUCAGCAAUUUCAUUGAAUGCCCAUGAGUUCCUGUAUUGUGAGAAACGGAGAAAAGGACUUCUUUCUCUACUUAAUCCAUCCCUUGCAUAAUCUUAUAAACCUCUCUCAUGUCACCCCACAGUUGACGUUUCUCCAAGCUAAAGAGCCUCAAGCGUUUCAACCUUUCUUCAUAGGGAAAGUGUUCCAACCCUUUAAUCAUUCUAGUUGCCCUUUUCUGGACUUUUUCCAAUGCUAUAAUAUCCUUUUUGAGGUGCAGUGACCAGAAUUGCACACAGUACUCCAAAUGAGACUGCACCAUCGAUUUCUACAGGGGCAUUAUGAUACUGGCUGAUUUGUUUUCAAUUCCCUUCCUAAUAAUUCCCAGCAUGGCGUUGGCCUUUUUUAUCGCAGUCACACACUGUCUUGACAUUUUCAGUGAGUUCUCUACCACGACCCCAAGAUCUCUCUCUUGGUCAGUCUCUGCCAGUUCACACCCCAUCAACUUGUAUUUGUAGCUGGGAUUCUUGGCCCCAAUGUGCCUUACUUUGCACUUGGCCACGUUGAACCUUAUCUUUGAUGCAUUCCAGGAAGAGGCGGUUAUGCGCUGCCUCUCCCAGCAGAGACCUCCUUCCCCUUCCCCAAAUCAGGGGGUCGCUUUGUAGGGAAAAAAGGAGGUCCUGGAGCUCAUUAGCACAACUCAUUUGCAUAACUCAUUUGCAUCUGCUACACCCCGCUGACAUCACCGGAAGGUGGACUAAAUUAUAUCCGCUCAGCGUCUACCUUCAAAUGCUUCUUGAAUUAUGAUUGUCCUAAUAAAACCUUACUCUCACCACA